AUGCCGCGCUCCAGGGACGAAGAUCUCGCCUACGGCGACAUCCCUCAGCGAUGGGAUCGCGAACGUUUCGAACGCUUCGGUCAGCGAGGACCAGGCUACUACGAGGAUGACUAUCGUUUCACCGAGCGCGAUCGGCCUGGACGUCGAGAUGUCGUAGUGGCCGAACGUCGAGAGGCCUCUCGUCCCGGUCGACGGUGGGAGGAGACCGAUCGAUUCUUUGAAGAGGACCGUGUCCGCUCCAAACCAAGACGCCGUACCGAUAGAGAACUGUUCGGUGACAUCGACCCUCGUGAGGUCGCUGAGAUGGCUCUUACUCCCUACAACAGGAAGAGCGUCACAAAAGAGGAGCUCGACAUCAGCCAGAGAGCGCCUCGUCCUAGUCUUCUACGACGCCAGAGUAGCUUGGACACAUUCGAUCGACGUCCCGCACGCUACGAGCGGGAGGAAUAUCGGAUUCCCCCCUACACGCCGGUCCCGCUGCCAAUUCGUCGCCGCAAAGACGAAUGGGACGACUAUCGCUACAGGGACGAGUAUCCGCCUGUAGAUUAUCGCGAAGUUGAGAUCCAGCGGGAGCGAUCUGUGCACAGACGGAGGCCUCCAAAGAGUGAGAAGUCCGCGAAGGAGAGCAGUAAGAGCAGCUCAAGCAGCUCCAGUUCUGAGGAGGCAGAGGAAGAGGAAGAGGAAGAAGAAGAGGAGGAGGAGGAAGUAGAAGAGAAGUACACGGUCAAAGCUCCUAGUACGAAAGCUCCUAGUACGAAAGCCAAGAGUUCCAAGGCAAAGAGCAGCAAAGCGCCCAGUACGAAAGCCAAGAGCACCAAAGCUACAACCGUCUAUGAGAGCGUCGCCGAUACGGUCAUUGAAGAGGAAGAGAGCGCGCCAUCGGUCCCAUUACCACCUCCCGCCAAAAGCGUAUACGAGAGUAUCCACGAGACUGCGUUUAUGGAGAGCGUGCGUGAGGAGAGGAAAUUCAAGAAGGGUAAGACUCGCAUGCCCAAGCGGCUUGUCCGGCGCGAAGCUAUCAUGGAUCUUGGAUAUCCAUUCGAUGAAGAGGAGGACUUCUUUGUCCUCCGCAUAGCUCUGGAGAAAGAGCAGAUUGACGAAGUCAUUAAGAUCAGCGAGCAAUACAAGGACGGAGGUAAGUCAUGUGAGAUUCCGCCAAAUGUAGAUGCAUGGGCUGAUCCAUCAAUUGCAGAGAAACGGAAAGUCUACCGCUUCGAGGAGUCCGCUGAAGAGCUCACUCCUGUACCGCCGCCCCCGGUCGGCGAGCACGAAUUCAUUCAGCGCACCGAGUGGAUCAACCCACCCACAGUAGUCGGGGCCCGAUCCCGAGCCAGGUCUAUCCGCGAAGGAUCGCCUAAUGCCAAAAGCAGCAUCAGUCAGCGUUCGCCCGCUCGGACAGCAAGAUCACGCGCACCAUCGGCCCCAGGUACCAUGGUUGAAGAACGCAAGACUGUGAUAGAAGAGACUCGCUCACCACCGCCUCUUUCAGCAUUCAGAGCGCCAUCUGCUCCACCACCACCAGCUGCCCCGGAACUCUACGAAGAGCACAAAACGAUCAUCGAAGAGCGCGCUCCGUCUCAUCACCAUAGCCAUCACCCUGGAACUGUUGUCCUUGCUGAGCGCGAACACCGCGCCGACCGAGACAUCAACGCCGAGAUCCGCGCUCUUGAGUCUGAACGUCGAGCACUUCGCCUAGAACGCGAAGCAGAGGAGAGACGCGGCCUGGCUCUUCGACUGCGCGAACAUCCCGAAGAGGAGUACCGCGAACUCGUUGAAUACCGCGACCGGAGCCGACCAAAAGGAGAGCUAGUCAUGUACGAGCGCGAGCGUAGCCCGCCGCGCAAUGUGAUACGAGUGGAAAAGGACAGGAAAGGUAGGAUGGCCUUGGUUCGGUCUGCUCACUGA
Messenger RNA from Lecanosticta acicola, 1905 nucleotides. Lineage: Eukaryota; Fungi; Ascomycota; Dothideomycetes; Mycosphaerellales; Mycosphaerellaceae. The record is from the annotation of a GenBank genome assembly.